UGUCCCAUUCAAAAGGAACGUCGGGCACAAGUGCGCAAGCGUGAGGUGGAAGGGGGCGGAGACCGAGCGGGGAGUCGGAUCGGGCUGGGGCUCUGCCCGCGCACGCGCAGACGCAGCGGCUCUCCGCAGCCGCCCACCAGGCGGAAGCCUUUAGCCUCUUCCCGCCAUUCCGGGAGGCGGGGCCUGACGCGGGGCUGAUGACGUCAGCGACCGCGACCCUGGCUCGCGGGCUGGCGGCUUUCCCUGGCGCUGAAGAGUCUCUGGCAGCUGGGCCUGCAGGGCUUCCCUAAGACGACAGAAUUUUUAGAUCCUCCCUGGGACACUGUUAUGGCUCUUCCUCACGUGCAGCCGCCAAGCUUCUUAUUGGCGAGUUUGAAAGCAGACUGUGUGAGCAAGCCUUUCACUCAGCGGUGCCAUGACCUGGCGAAGGUGAUUGAGGACUUCCCGGCCAAGGAGCUGCACUACAUUUUCCCAUGGCUCGUAGAAAACAUUUUUGGCAGUUUUACGGCCAUCCUGGUCGGCUGGAACCUCCGGUGUUUGCAAGGAAGAGUGAACCCCAUGGAGUACAGCGUUGCCAUGGAAUUCUGGACCCCAGGCAUUGGGCCAAUGAUGAAGCUGGUGUACAAACUCCAGGCUGAGGAUAAGUAUGAUUUUCCUGUGUCCUACCUCCCUGAGCCCGUGCGAGCGUGCAUACAGGAACGUGUCCUCCCAGAGUGCCCACUCUAUCACAAUAAGGUCCAGCUCCCUACUGCGGGCGCUCAGGGCUUGCAUUUGGCCCUCAAUCCGUUUGAAUACUACAUGUUCUUCUUUGCGUUGAGCCUCAUCACACAAAGGAAUUUUCCUUUGUCGAUUCACGUCCGAACUUCCGACUGUGCCUAUUUCCUCCUGGUAGACCGGUUGACGUGGUUCUUACCCACAGAAGGAAAUGUCGUCCCUCCGCCUUCAACCACCCUGGGGGGCACCAUCCCUUCUCCCACUCCCAGGACCCCAGCCGUGCCUUUUACCUCCUACGGCCUGCCCCACACCAGCCUGCUGAAGCGACACAUUUCCCAUCAGCCCUCGGUGAAUGCGGAUCCUGCCUCUCAGGAGAUCUGGAGAUCAGAAACUCUGCUCCAGGUCUUUGUGGAGAUGUGGCUUCACCAUUAUUCCCUGGAGGUGUAUCAGAAAAUGCAGUCCCCUCAUGCCAAGCUGGAGGUUCUCCACUACCGACUCAGUAUCUCCAGUAGCCUCCACAGUUCUCCUGCCCAACCCAGCUACAGGCCCUCCACGCGUACCCAAGAAUCAUUCAAGCCGACCGAAGAGCACGUGCUGGUGGUGAGGCUGCUCCUGAAACACCUGCACGCCUUCUCCAACAGCCUGAAGCCCGAGCAGGCAUCCCCCUCCACGCACUCACACACGGCCAGCCCCCUGGAGGAGUUCAAGCGAGUGGUCAUCCCGCGCUUUGUGCAGCAGAAGCUCUACAUCUUCCUUCAACACUGCUUUGGCCACUGGCCCUUGGACGCUUCUUUUCGAGCCGUCCUGGAGAUGUGGCUGAGUUACUUACAGCCGUGGAGAUACGCCCCAGAGAAACAGUGUGUGGCUGCAGAUCUUCAGCCUCGAAGUGUCCCCGAAAAGUGGGCUCCCUUUGUGCAGGAAAACCUGCUGAUGUACACCAAGCUCUUCAUAGGCUUUCUCAGCCGCGCCCUCCGCACAGAUCUGGUGAGCCCCAAGAACGCACUCAUGCUGUUCCGUGUCGCCAAGGUCUUUGCCCAGCCCAACCUGGCAGAGAUGAUCCAGAAGGGAGAGCAGCUGUUCUUGGAGCCAGAGUUGGUCAUCCCGCACCGGCAGCAUCGGGUCCUCAUGACGCCCACCUUCCCAGGGAACCUGCUCUCCUCCUGGCCCCCCACCGUCACAGACGCCUCCUUCAAGGUGAAGAGCCACAUUUACAGCUUGGAGGGCCAGGACGGCCAGUACAAGCAGAUGUUUGGUCCUGAAGUCCGGACCUUGGUCCUGAGAUUGGCCCAGAUGAUCGCCCAGGCCAAGCAGACAGCAAAUUCACUCUCCGAUUAUUCAAGCGAGGCCUCGGCCAACCGGUCCUUCCUCUCCUGGCUGGGUUUUCAUCACAUUGAUAUGAAUGGGACCUACAGCACCAAUGAUCUCGACGAGCUGGGCCAGGACAGCGUCAAGAAGACGGACGAGUACCUGGAGAAAGCUCUGGAAUAUUUGUGCCAGAUAUUCCGACUCAGCGAAGCCCAGCUUACUCAGCUCAUGAUGAACGUGGGCACUGCACCUGAUGAGAAUGGAAAGAAGCAGCUUCCUGACUGCGUCAUGAGCGAUGAGGGUCUGGUUCUCACCCCACUCGGCAGAUACCAGAUCAUCAAUGGCCUGCGGAAAUUUGACAUCGAGUACCAAGGGGACCUAGAACUGCAGCCCAUCCGCAGCUAUGAAAUAGCCCCUCUGGUGCGGCUGCUCUUCCGGGUGUCGUCCACCAUUAACCGCCGGUUUGCAGGCCACAUGGAAGCACUCUGCUCGCGGGAAGACUUCCUCGGGGCCUUCUGCCGCUUCCACCUGAUUGACUCGUUCCAGGCUGAGAGGAGUAGGCUGAGCCCUGUGGCGCCGCACCGGGCCGGCCGCACCUACGGCCCCCGCAUCAGCCUGCGCUGGCUGGCCAGCUGCCGCACACUGGUCUCCUUGCUGACAGUCUUCUUCGUCGCGUCCUUGUUCUGCGUCGGGCCGAUACCCUGCACGGCCCUCCUCCUUGUCGUCUACCUUCUGUAUGCUAUCAUGAUGACAGUCAUCACCCAGAAGCUGAAGCCUCACCAGCACUGAAGUGCUUGCCGGGGGCACGCCUUCCCUGGCAGCCCCUAGACCCACGGAUACUGUGUCUGCUGGUCACCACACAUUUUGUCGUGUAAUUUUUUAACAGAGCCACGCACGCUGGCAAAGCUGCUGUUGUGUAGGGCAGCUGGAAGGAGGGGCGCACAGCACAGCUGGAUUGUGUGGACUGACAGGUGCCCCCUGGGACAGGGAUGACCGGGGAGCCCACCUCCUGACAUGCUGGACACUGCGCACAGGGCAGGUCUGGGCCCAGGUUUGUGGGCAUCUUUGCUGUAAGGGGUGGUGAGGGCCUCUGGCCAGGGAUCCAUCUUGAGCCGUGUUUUACUGGGCAGGGCUGGGGUGGGCUAGGGUGUGGGUGCUGAGUGCACAAAGGUGAUGGCAGCCAGGGAGGGCACCCUCCCCUUCCAACUCCGCCUCUUGGGGCAGCACCACUCCCCAGCCCCCCAAGGUUCUGAAUGUGCCAAGAAUGAUGGGGACUCAGGCUCUUCAUCCUCUCAGAUUUUAUCUUUCUAGGGUUCACACCCUAACCCUUCAGGUGCUCCUGGUUAUUCAGCAAAACCACAGCGAGAACUCCGCACAUGUUCAAGUGCUCUGUGUUUGGGGUCCCUGGGGAUGGAGAGCAGAGGAGGGUUGGACAGCUAGGGGUGAGGUGAGGGAUUUCCAGCUCGAAAUGUGCCGGCCGUCCUGACUCUGGGCAGGAAGAGAGCAGGGAGCGUUACUUGAUCCCAUCUUUCUGAGUCAUCAGCCCUGCCCAGAGGGGACCCUUCCGUGGCCAGGCUGAACCGUGGCUCAUCCUGAUGAGUGCUUGCCUCAUGAUGGAUUUCCCCAUCUCAGACCUAAACAGAGAGUUCCUAAAGCUCCUCCCGGGGAAAUCCAAGCCUGCCACCCACUUUGCUCAAAGCUCAGUGUGGCAGAGACAAGGGGGUGCCUCCUCUCCCCUCCUCCUGCUUCCUCCCUGACCUGCCGUCCUCACCCGGGGGGAAGCAGUUUUCCUCUGAUGUCACUAACCCCUCAUCUUAUUUUGUGGAAAACCGCCGGGGUAUUAGGGAAGGUGGACAGUCCUAUUCGCACAAGGGAUGGGGGCGGAAGGACACUCCAGCGCCUUCCCAGCCUCAAUGAUGUUCAAGGUGCACAAAACUGGUUUUUACUUCUUUGGUUCCUUGUCUAUGCCCAGGGCUUUUAUGAGCUCCAGCAGUGACCCCCGAGUAAUCGCUGUGCAUAACUUCUAGCCUCUCUGUUGUGUUUAUCGUGAAGCACUUUGCGGGUGCAGUCUGAAUUUCUGGGUGUCUUUCUGCUCCAAAGGUAUCCGUUUUCAGGCACAUGUGUUGUAAAGUGAAUUUUUUGUAGUCAGUCCUGUUUUCCUGAUGGGUUUCCUUUAUAAAACCAAAGACAUUCUGCUGGAAAAGUGUGGUGCUCAGAUAGGAAGAAAUCCGUGCUUUGGGUUGUCUGGAACAUUGCACUUUGAAGGCUCGGUGCAUGGAUGUCCGAUGCCGAGCUGAGCUUGUGACAUUUGAGCUUGUGCCCGAGUUCCUUCCAGCCCUGAAAUUGUGUGAUGGGUGGGUGAUGGCGGUCUGCUCUGGAGCGGCAGCAGGAGGAGUGGUGUGCUUGACCAUCCCCGCCCCUCGGCGGGUAGUGCAGAAUGUCCAGUGUCCCUGGAGUGUCCAGUACGCCCCAGGCUCCUAGGCCUGGGACCAUCAUGGUAGUAACAAAACCAACAGGGAAUCCCAGGGCUUAGGGUCUUUGGAGAUCCCUCCCCAUUUUCCAGACGAGCUAACGGGUCCAGAGAGCGGUGGGCUGACUCGCCAAGGUGGCAGCAGAUUUAAAUCCACUUCUCCCAGGUCAGGCCUUUCUGCUAUCGUGUUACCUCUUGUAAUUCUCAUGCAUUCUGUUGAUGUCUUUUCUAAGCCCCUUCCCACACUGAGCACUUCUGUGACAAAGGGUUAUGCAAAAACAUUCCCUGCCAGAACCACAUCUGCCACUGUAUACACCAUUCUGUCCUGGCAGCCCCUCACCUCUGCUGUGAAGAGAGUGAGAAAUCAUAGCUGCCUCCCCAGGCAUCCUGUGUGUUCUCGGUUCCACUCCUUUCUCUGCACUUGUACCUGUCGAUCACACGCUUGGCCUUUCUUGCGGCAUUGCUUUGGUUUGUGAGCAUGCCUUCUUAGCUGAUAGAGAGUCCUAGAACAAAUUGUGUCCUGGGAAUGUUCCUGUGCUGUAAGAAACAAUGAAUAUAGAUUCAGAGAAUUAUGGGGAGACCUGGGUAAACUGAUUCAGAGAAGUUGGUGGAACCGGGAGAACAUCGAAAGGUCAGCAGCCAGAUAAAUAGGGUGACCUCGUCCCCAAAGAAGAGGUCAGGGAAUUCCCUGGGGGGAUGAGUGGCCAGCUUGGUCAGGCUCAAGUGAUAGAGAAGCGUGUUGGGUUUUUUCACACUCUUUCUUUGUUAUGAGGGAUGGCUGAAUGGGGAGUGCGGGAUGUAUUUGAAAAUUAAGAUGAUGUAAAAGAACAAAGCUCUCCAUAAAAGGCCCCAGGGGGCUGCUGCUAUAGCACUGGGCCUUUGCUCUUGUGCUUGGCUUCCUGGGAGUCUGGGCCCAGCAGUGGGAUUCCUGAGUCAGAGGAAGGUUCAGUCACUUCUGCUGGACAAUCCAAAAUUGAACAUCAGAGUGGUCGGAGCACUCAGGCAUUCCGCAGACUGCACACACGUGCCCGUCUCUUCACAGCUGCAACAUUAAACGUCUCCCUCUUUGUUCAUCUUCACCACUUUGUGUGGAAUGAGGUGAAAUACUAGGGCUGGCUUCGUGUAGCAAGUAGAGCCAGGCUGGAAGCCAGGAAGAUCAGGGUUCAAGUUCACCUCUGACGGGUGUCACUUCUCAAGGGCCAGUCUGUGUUUGUAGGCGUUUCCUCACCUGAAGUUUCUGAUGCCAGUGAAAUCACCCUGGUAGCUUCAAAUCCUUAUUGUUGAGCAGGAGCAUCUGUCGCUAUGACCAUGAAUACUUUGUACAUUUUCUUUUUGAAACUUCCCACUUUGAGCACUUCCCUCUUGGGAAAUGAUUCUUAUUGGAUCAAUUAAUUCUGUGUAUUUUGGAUGAUGUUAAAUGCGAAUAUUUUCCCUUACUGUAUGUCUGAUUCUCUUCUGUCAACAUUGAUUUUAUUUGUAUAGAUGCUUUUUAAAAAUUGCAUGUAUUCAAAGGGGUUGAUUUUUCUCAUAAUCACACACCAUCCAUGGUUGUUAAAGUAUCUGAUCCCAUUCCCUUCUAAAUUGUUUAUGAUGUGACAGAUUUUUCAAAAUAUUCUGGUCGAGUAUUUUACCGAAUUUCAAAUUUACAUGGCAGUAAUCAUCAAAAAUAUUUGAUAGUGGCUAAAAAAAUAAAUCAGUGAAAUAGACUAGAUAUGCAGAAAUGGAAAGAGUUUUUGUUUUUAAAGCCCCAUGUUUGAUCAACCCUCCCUUUUUGAGAACUGCUAAGAAAAGGGAAGAGUGGAAGGAAGAUCAUAGUUCAGCUCUUGUUUUACAGAUGAGACUGAGGCCCACAGAAGAUAAUGGCUCUCCCGAUACCCUGUCAGUGUUCUUUAGUACACUAAGUCCGGGUUGCACGAUUACUGGCCUUUUCUUAAAGGAGGAAUUAAUUUUGUUUCCCCCACCAAGUGUUAUGAUUUAGCAACAUAAAGUUCGAGUCAAUAAGUGAAAUUUACCCAUCUUUCAGAAACCCGGACAUUGCCGGUUUAGGUGUGUUGUGCACUUGGUAAAGGUAAGUCAGAGCUAGGAGGGGGACGAAGAGAGCAAGGGGGUUUCUGGCUAGAUGGCAGCUAGUGGAGAUGCCCACACCGGAACACAUACACACACACACACAAGUCCAGUAAACAAAGGACAGCAGAGGGAGAAGGAAGGGCAUGGAUUGGGUGAAACCAGAAGACGUGACUACACAAAGGAUGUCUCCAGUAAAAG
Messenger RNA from Dromiciops gliroides (monito del monte), 6754 nucleotides. It is a transcript of the gene SMPD4, whose product is annotated as sphingomyelin phosphodiesterase 4. The record is from RefSeq and is a predicted model, not a curated record. NCBI's taxonomy places the organism in Eukaryota, Metazoa, Chordata, Mammalia, Microbiotheria, Microbiotheriidae. Gene Ontology annotation, molecular function: sphingomyelin phosphodiesterase D activity. Gene Ontology annotation, biological process: ceramide biosynthetic process; glycerophospholipid catabolic process; sphingomyelin catabolic process.